This is a messenger RNA of Myripristis murdjan (pinecone soldierfish), 641 nucleotides long. RefSeq names its product mitochondrial ribosomal protein L36 (gene mrpl36). Gene Ontology annotation, biological process: translation. Gene Ontology annotation, cellular component: mitochondrial large ribosomal subunit; ribosome. NCBI's taxonomy places the organism in Eukaryota, Metazoa, Chordata, Actinopteri, Holocentriformes, Holocentridae. The record is from RefSeq and is a predicted model, not a curated record. Gene Ontology annotation, molecular function: structural constituent of ribosome. The transcript has 2 exons. Bases 168 to 548 code for a protein of 126 amino acids.
CACGGGGAGCACCUUACGUAUCUCCUGACGUCGCAGACCGGAAGCAGUUGUCUCCUUGUACAAGCAGCAGCAGUACCGUGCCAGUGUUGUGGCGAUUAAAACGCUAUAUUCCGGGCUGUUGCCCCUGUUUUUGAGCCUUUUGGGAAGUUCAUAAAGGCAUUGACACCAUGGCACCUCUGCUGCUGAAGCACCUGGCCUGUGCCCUGUCCCGCCAAGUGGUCCAGAUGAGCCGGUUUACCUUGAGCUCCUCGUCACCUGCAGCUGCUGCUUACAGAUGUGUCUCCAGCCUCGCUGCAGCUCCCGGCAGGCUGCUCCUGUCCUCAGCCAGAGUGAAGUCUGUCCAACCCCCGUCACCAGGAUCUUCUGCCCAGUGUGCAUCAUCCCUGCUGGGACAGUGUCAGCAUCUUCCCUGCGUCCAGCCCAGUGCAGGGAUGAAAACCAAGUCCGCCCUGAAAAGACGCUGCAAAGACUGUUUCAUUGUUCGGCGGAGAGGCCGUCUGUUUGUGUUCUGCAAGACAAAUCCGAGACACAAGCAGAGGCAGGGAUAACAUGCCGCCGGUUCUUGACACCGACGCUUUGAGAGUGUGGGAAUUUUUGAGUUUAUUGAACUGUAUGAGGAAAAUAAAGUGUUUGACUGCUCA